AUGGGUAAAAGCCAUAUGUAUUACAGUGGUACAUUAGUCGAUAAACUUGUUCAUAGAGGUCAUACUGUGGUAAGCUUUUUCUACUUUAUCCUACCUUACCAUACCCUACCUUACUUGACCCCUAUUUACCCUGGCCUACCUUAAACUGCCCUACAUUACCUUACCCUACCCUAACCGGCCCUAAUUUACGCCACAAUAUUUUACUCUAAAAUACUCUAAACUACCUUAUCCUACUCUACCCUAUCACCUACUAUACCUUCUACCGUACUGUCAACAAAAAAUAUAAUUUUUUACAGGAUAUGCUAGUGAUGAACUGGAACGACGAAGCCAAGAUCCCAGGCAGUAAAUUACUGCGUAAAAUCUACAACAUAGACCACCCGCAUUCACCAUACGCCGAAGCUACCCAUCUACAAGAUCCCUUCUUCACUGGACAUGCCAAUGCUUUUCAAGUUUUUGGCCAAUGCCGAAUUUUGUUCUGUGAACUACUCAUGUCCAACACACAACUAAUCAAUCAGCUUAAAAUUGAAAAUUACGACCUAGCUUUAGUAGCACCUUUUGACGGCAGUGGCUUGAGCUUGGCGCACAUUUUGGGUAUUAAUAGUACUGCAAUUUAUGUCGCCACAAGCAGUUAUGAUUACAUUUAUCAAGGACUGGGAAUUCCUACUCUUCCUAGUUAUAUUACAAGUAAGUUCCUUUAUUUUUAGAAUGUUAUGUUAAAUAUCAUAUUACAAUACCAUGUAUAGUAUCUUAAUUUAGGCGUAUUCACCCCAAUAGCCCCAGGCCGUCGCCUAACCUUCGCCGAGAGAAUCGAAAGCUUUCUUCAAUUCUACACAAGUUCAACUGAAUGGUUUAAUGAAGAAGUCCGGAACUCAGAACAUCCAAUUAUCACAAAAUACUACCCAGACACCCCACGCUAUACACAACUAUUCAAAAACGUAUCUUAUGUCUUUUUGAAUAUGCCUGAACUUUUAGACAUUGGCCGGCCAAUUUCGUCCAAGAUCAAAUUCAUUGGCGGUAUUCAUGUUGAAGACGACUUGAAAAAGGACAAAAAGGCAUUGCCUGAGGUAAGAAAGAGGGCUGUAACUAUGUUUUACAUUAGUUUACAGUACAAUAUUUCAUACCUUAUACUGCAACGUAACAUUCUAAUAUCAAAACCCAAAAAACUUUUAAAAAAUCCACUUUAAAAAAAUUAAAGUUCAAUUUAAAUUUUAGGAAUACGAGCAAAUUUUAUCCUCACACCCAAAAGGCACUGUCAUAUUCUCGCUUGGAUCUCAAAUUAUGAUGCAUACAGUACCAAUCCAGAUCAGAGACGCUAUGAUAAAAGCCUUUUCUCAUUUCCCAGAAUACAGUUUUAUCUGGAAACAUGACAAACCUGAAGAAAUGAGCAAUUUGAAUGUAACAAAUGUGUUCUUCAAGAAAUGGCUGCCUCAAAAGGAGCUUUUAGGUAAGAAAAAACUAUCCCAACUUCAUCAUAGAGCCUUAUCUUACAUUACUUUUAUUAACAUACUCUACACUUAUCUUCCCUACCCUAGUUGUCCCUACCCUACCUUGCCUUGCUCUGUCUUGUCUUGUGUUGCCUUGCCCUGUCCUGCCUUGACCUGUUCUGCCCUACCCUACUUUAUCCAAGCUACCUUAAUCUGACUUAUCGUAUUCAAUCUUACCUACUGUGUUACCGCACUUUUUACCAAAAUUAAAUUUCAGAAAAAUUAUAAAAUGAUCCUUUUUUCAGCCGACUCCCGAAUCCGAUGUUUUAUAACUCACAUGGGACUCAACUCCUACGCUGAGCUUGCUUUCGCCGGCGUUUCUACCAUAAUGAUCCCUCUAUUUGCUGAUCAAGAAUUCAAUGCUGGUGUAGCAGAAAGCAAGAACCUUGGAAUUACCCUAGACAAGAAGAAGAUAACAUACGAAACUCUGAAAGAAGCUUUGACUAAAGUUUUGACAGAUCCACAAUAUGAUACAACUGCCAAGAUGUACGCAAAAAUGCUGCGAACUCAACCAUUUUCACCUAGUGAAACCUUUGUGAAAUACGUGGAAUAUGCUAUUGAGAACCCUAGAAUAAGUGAUGUGAUACAGCUAAAAUCGGCUUAUAUGGGCUGGUCUGAGAUGUAUUCAUAUGAUGUGUUGGGGUUGUAUGCUGCAACAGCUGUUCUAGGUAUUAUUGUAAUUUCGCUGGUGGUGAGGAAAGUUUUAAUAGCUGUAAAAAAUAUUGUUGUAAAGGAGAAACGUAAAAAUGAAUAAAUACAUAAACUGUAGGAUAUAUUUGUCAAAAAGAUCCAUUUCUACCUUAG
Messenger RNA from Bursaphelenchus okinawaensis, 2288 nucleotides. Lineage: Eukaryota; Metazoa; Nematoda; Chromadorea; Rhabditida; Aphelenchoididae. The record is from the annotation of a GenBank genome assembly.